Gossypium raimondii (Peruvian cotton) is the source of this 2669-nucleotide messenger RNA. RefSeq names its product 1,4-alpha-glucan-branching enzyme 2-1, chloroplastic/amyloplastic. Bases 402 to 920 code for a protein of 172 amino acids. The record is from RefSeq and is a predicted model, not a curated record. Gene Ontology annotation, cellular component: cytoplasm. Gene Ontology annotation, molecular function: 1,4-alpha-glucan branching enzyme activity. Lineage: Eukaryota; Viridiplantae; Streptophyta; Magnoliopsida; Malvales; Malvaceae. Gene Ontology annotation, biological process: starch metabolic process. The transcript is spliced from 7 exons.
AAUUUUUUCCCGUCCGCUUCGCGGUCUAUGAGCAUUUCGCUUCUUCAACCUUUUCAAACUCAUUUCUUUCUCCUCUUCUUUCUUUUUCUCGGAUCUUCUUUCUCCCUCUCUCCAAAGUUCUUCAAUUCUUUCUGUCUCCUUUUCGCUCGUUCUCUGGUAAUUUCAUCUUUUCGAACAGGGCCGGUCUAGCCAAUCUCUAUCAGGACGGUUUAAUGUUGACCUUCGAGGGUCAAAAGAUCCGAGGCUCUCAGAGCAUCGUCGCUAAACUCACUAGCCUUCCUUUCUAGCGGUGUCAGCACAGCAUCACCACCGUCGAUUGUCAGCCCUCCGACGCUGGCGGCAUGCUGGUUUUCGUCAGUGGUACCCUCCAACUUGUCAGUGGUUUCGAUUCGUAGGAGCCAAUGAUUAACACAUAUGCCAACUUUAGAGAUGAUGUUCUUCCCCGUAUUAAAAGACUUGGGUACAAUGCUGUUCAGAUCAUGGCUAUUCAAGAACACUCAUAUUAUGCUAGCUUCGGGUACCAUGUGACAAACUUCUUUGCACCUAGUAUCCGCUUUGGAACCUCUGAUGACCUCAAGUCAUUGAUAGAUAAGGCUCAUGAGUUGGGUAUACUUGUUCUUAUGGAUAUUGUGUACAGCCAUGCUUCCAAUAAUGUGUUAGAUGGGCUGAACAUGUUUGAUGGAACUGAUGGUCAUUACUUCCACACGGGGUCAAGGGGUCACCACUCGGUGUGGGAUUCUCGCCUUUUUAAUUAUGGAAGCUGGGAAGUACUGAGGUAUCUUCUUUCAAAUGCAAGAUGGUGGCUGGAGGAGUAUAAGUUUGAUGGGUACAGAUUUGAUGGUGUGACUUCAAUGAUGUACAUCCAUCAUGGGUUGCAGGUAUUAUAUACGACUGAAUUUGGAGAUUCUCCAAUUUCAUGAUAUUAUAUAAUAAGUUAUUCAUAUGCUCAGAUGUUAAUUGCCCAGUUUUGACAUUAUUUUGAAACUGAUGUUACAUUUGGUUCUUGCAAGUAGUGAAGCAUCAUUCUUUAUGUCUGUUUCUUAACAAUUUUUGCUCGAGGACUAAAUGGUCUCCAUGUAAUUACGAUUAAGAAGAAAAAUCAAGGUAAAAGCUUGUGGUUUUUUGUCUUUCCGUUCCUUCUCUAUCCACUGUACGGGUUUCAGAAAAAGAGCUUCGCUUGCUCUUGCUAUUAAAGUCAAGUUAGUUUCCUAUUUGAUCUUCUAAUUUUCCUUCUUUGAUUCGUGUUUUUUGUGUUAAAGUGUCUGCAAUUUUGUUUGUUUUUGGAGAAAUCUGGGAUUAUUGUUGUAUUUUCUGAAACUGAUCUGUUAUUGAUGGAAGUCAACCCUUACAGUUGUUAGUGAUAAACACAUAAAUUUGAAUGUUGAUAAAUUAUUGAAUUAUUAAUUUCUGUUAAUUUAUUGCAUAUAAUCAUUGAAUUGUUUAUUUUUACUAAUUAAUUAUACAUAAAUAAUUAGAUAGUUGAUUUUCGAGCAAUAUUAUUUGAUUGGCUCAUUUUUGGUAUGGCAAUGUAAAGAGAUUAAUAAUUGUACUUUUUUUUUAAAAGUUUUUCCCCUGACCAACUAUAAAAUUAAAGUUAAUCAAUUGAAAUAGAUGUAGAUCAUAAGGUAUUUAAGGUACUGUAAUGAGUAGUAUGUUUAGUUUACUAGAGUUUUUUUGGACUUUGGUUUGAUUCAAUUAUCAAAUUUUUAGCUCAGCAUUUGAUUGGUUAGGACUCGGGUCUUUAAAGUUCCUCAAUCAUUUUCUUCCUUUUUUUCAGAAUCAGAUUUGCUUUUUUGCUUGAAUCUUGACUUUAUAGUCAAUUUGGUGGGUCGGGUUGAUUGAAGCUUUAAGGUUGUAUGGUCGUGGCUGGCGCCAAAUAGAAGAGCAUGUAGGCACCAAAUCUGCAGUUCAAAUUCGAAGCCAUGCUCAAAAAGUUUUUCUCUAAGGCUCAUUGCUUUGAGUUCAUUACAAGAUUUCCUUGAUUAAGUAAAUGGAAACGACAAUCACCUCACCUCGAGGAAAACAACAUUCAACAUUGGUGUCGCAACACUAAUGCUAUGAAAGUCACGACACCGAGUCCAUUCGCCUCGAGGAUUAAAAAAUUUAACAAGAAAUCAACUUUAAGCUUACUAUCGAGAGAGUCGCGACACCAAAGGUAUGAUGCCACGACAUCGAGCCCAAAAUUGCAACACCAAGCCUCCGAAGUUGUGAUAUCCCUGAAGAUGUUAAAGUGAAGAAAUUGUGGCCACCACCAGUGAUGUCGCGACACCAAAAGCCCUCACAACCAUUAGUGCACCAUUUUCAAGGGUGUUGCGACACCAAAGCCUGGGUGUUGUGACAUUGAUGCUUAAUGGAGUGAAAAAUAUUGCAAGGGUAGUCUUUUGUCCAACAUCAUCCCAAGUCAAAAUAAAACUUUUAGUGGCAUUUUUGUCUUAAAUUCGAAAUUAUAUCUCAACUAAUAAAAGCACUUUUGGUUGAAAACUUUAAAAAAGCCAACUUUCUUUCUUCUUUUAAGCUUAGUAGUUAGUUUUCUUCUUCAUGUUUUAGGGUUUAGUUCAUUAACUUUUCUGAGUUUAAUUUGUAUAGUUGGUAGUUUAGUUAGUUUUUACUAUAGCUUUUCUAUUAUCUGCACUUUGGUAUUUAAACCUAUAGCUUUUCUAUUAUUUGCA